CAUGCAGGAAGUAGGGAAUGUUUUGGUUUUGAGAGCUGUAGACAAAAAAAAAAAAAUCCCACAUGCAUGGCUACAUUGAUUGCCACUGUCAUAUCUCUGCUGGGGAUUUUGACAAGGACGUGGAAGAGGUGAUUGAGAAUUCAAAGAAGGCUGGCUUGCUGGCACUUUUGGCUGUGGCUGAACAUGCUGGGGAAUUCACCAAAAUCAUUGAGUUUUCUGAGAGAUUUCCGGGUUUUAUUUUCCCCUGUUUGGGAGUCCAUCCUGUUCAGGAAGCUUCCCCAGAGCAACAGAGGAGUGCGUCUCUUCAGGACCUUGAUGCAGCUCUACCCAUCAUAGAGAAAUACAAAGACCGGCUUGUCGCAGUUGGAGAGGUUGGCUUGGAUUUUACUCCCAGGUUCGUCAACGGCGAGUCUGAUAAGGAGACUCAAAAGCUGGUUCUCAUCCGUCAAGCACAGGUUGCCAAGGAGCUGGAUCUCCCUCUAAAUGUUCAUUCAAGGUCUGCAGGACGACCCACCAUCCACCUCCUGAAGGAGCAAGGUGUCGAAAAAGCCCUUCUUCACGCUUUUGAUGGGAAGCCUUCUGUUGCAAUGGAGGGAGUGAAGGCUGGAUAUUUCUUCUCUAUCCCCCCAUCCAUAAUACGCAGCGAGCAGAAGCAGAAACUCGUAAAACAGCUGCCUCUGGAGAACAUCUGUUUGGAAACCGAUUCGCCUUCUUUGGGCCCAGAGAAGCAGGUAAGAAAUGAGCCCCGAAACAUCUGCGUCUCUGCCGAGUACAUCAGUAAGGUCAAAGGCGUGUCGCUGGAGACGGUGAUGGAGGUGACGACCCAGAAUGCCCUGCGGCUCUUCCCCAAGCUCAAGUCUGCCAUCCGACCCUGACGGCUACGUCAGUAAUCCAGAAAUGUCCCGAAUAUUUUCACAUAAGAUUCUGUACAUCACCAUGUGAUUAAAAGCUUUUAAAAUCACGACUGUUGAGGGAUUUUUAACAGUUUAACAGUUUUCUUUGUAAGAAAAACAACCUACUGAAUUGUCUCAUUAAUUUAAAUACUAACAUUUUCUGUUAAUAAUUCUUCAAACUUGUUAUUUUUCUUGCAAAUUUAUUGCAGUGAGGGAGUGACAUUUUAUUUACAGAACUGGAGGGGAUACUUCCAAAGCAUUCUGUAUUUUAUAGCCCAACAACUGAAAACAGCAGAAACUGACAAACUGGGUGAAGGACGCUAAGGUAAAGCAACCAGAGCUCACUGUUAGAAAAAUUGUUAUAUCUAAUUUAAAGAAAUUUACAUCAGUACCAAAGGUAUGCAACAUUUAAGAUUGGUUCCAAUGUCAUUAGUUGUCGGUAGUUUGAAUUUAAAUGCCUUUCAUAGCUGUGAUUGGAGAGAAACAGUGUCGAGUUUUGAAAAUAAAAUGUUUUCCUUUU
Poecilia reticulata (guppy) is the source of this 1413-nucleotide messenger RNA. RefSeq names its product deoxyribonuclease TATDN3 (gene tatdn3l). The record is from RefSeq and is a predicted model, not a curated record. Gene Ontology annotation, molecular function: hydrolase activity, acting on ester bonds. NCBI's taxonomy places the organism in Eukaryota, Metazoa, Chordata, Actinopteri, Cyprinodontiformes, Poeciliidae.